UCCAAAACAGUAGAGUUUGUUCAUGUUGCAGAAUAUGUUGAUAGAAGAAGUUCCAGUCAUAGACCUUGGAUGUCAAAGCUUGACCGAAUCGACUGCAUCUUCUCUACUUAAAGCGUGCAAUGAAUUGGGAUUCUUUUUCAUCAGAAACCAUGGCGUUUCAAAGGAGUUUUACGAGAAACUCAUCUCUGGCGCUGAUGAACUUUUUUCUUCUCCCGAGGAGACCAAGCAAAAAUUGACAAUGGGAGUUUCCUCAUAUACCCCGAGAUUUGUGGUGUCGCCUUUCAUUGAGAGCUUCAGGGUUUCGGGACCCAACUUCCCAGCCUCUUUUGCUGCGCUGGGUUUCACUCAAUCCCUAUUUGGCCACCAAGCUAUUGAAGUCGGCAAUCUUCUAGACGAAUAUGGAAGCAAAAUGACAGAAAUAUCGAAAAGAGUACUGAAGCUAUUACUAAACAUCUUGGGGGAUAAUAUAGAAAACAAAUUCUAUGAUCCCGAGUUCAGCAACUGUAAUGGCAACCUAAGAAUAAACGGCUACACUCCUCUUGGCAUGAAUGACGAUGAAGAAGUUGAAGUAUUCAAGAAGCACACCGACGUCAGCUAUGUGACGAUAGUGUUCCCAAACGACAUCAGGGGGCUACAAAUGAGAUCAAAGGACGGUAUUCUUGUGGUGAACAUUGGAGAUUUAUUGGAGGCUUGGAGCAACGGGAGGUUGAGAUCUGCCAUACAUAGAGUCGUUUUGAGGAAAAAUAAUAUGAAAAGAUUUUCUAUCGUUUACACAUCGACACCUGAAGAUGAAUCUAGAGAAAUACACGCCCCGAGUGAGGUUGUUGGAGAAGGGAAAUCAAGACUUUAUCGUCCAUUUUCAACUCAACAAUAUAAACAUUUUAGGGAAAACAAUUACUAGAAAGUUGGAGCCAUGAUUAAGGAUUUUGUUGGAAUAUGAUGUCACUGGAU
Messenger RNA from Cucurbita pepo subsp. pepo (vegetable marrow), 951 nucleotides. Its product is annotated as gibberellin 20-oxidase-like protein. The record is from RefSeq and is a predicted model, not a curated record. Lineage: Eukaryota; Viridiplantae; Streptophyta; Magnoliopsida; Cucurbitales; Cucurbitaceae.